Messenger RNA from Macadamia integrifolia, 864 nucleotides. RefSeq names its product pentatricopeptide repeat-containing protein At4g18975, chloroplastic. NCBI's taxonomy places the organism in Eukaryota, Viridiplantae, Streptophyta, Magnoliopsida, Proteales, Proteaceae. Gene Ontology annotation, molecular function: protein binding. The record is from RefSeq and is a predicted model, not a curated record.
GAAGUCAAGGACAAGAGUGGAGGUCGGUAUGAAUGCUCAACCUGGAAUGAUCAGAGCUCAGUUAGCAAAUUGCAGUUACAGCACGAUGGUUCGGUAUGACAAUAAAGAUACAUAUCAGCAGUCAGAGGGUGAUACUGGAGGUGUAUGCAAGCAUCAAAUUGGGGAGAAUGUCUCAAGGAAGGACAAAAUAAACUUUCUUGUUAAUACACUUUUUGACCUCAAGGAAUCUAAAGAAGCUGUUUAUGGUGCACUUGAUGCCUGGGUUGCAUGGGAGCAGAAUUUUCCUAUAGCAUCCUUGAAGCAGGCAUUAUUUGCUCUUGAGAAGGAGCAACAGUGGCAUAGAGUUAUUCAGGUUAUAAAAUGGAUGUUAAGCAAGGGGCAAGGGACCACAAUGGGAAUAUAUGAGCAACUAAUACGUGCGCUAGAUAUGGACCACAGGGCAGAAGAAGCACAUAAGUUUUGGGUAAAGAAAAUUGGUAAUGACCUGCAUUCAGUGCCUUGGAAAUUGUGCACACUUAUGAUUUCUAUAUAUUAUCGAAACAAUAUGCUGGAGAGGCUUGUAAAGCUCUUCAAGGGCCUUGAAGCAUUUGACCGGAAACCUCCAGACAAAUCAGUUGUGCAGAAAGUGGCAGAUGCAUAUGAGUUGCUGGGUUUACCAGAUGAAAAAAAGAGAAUAUUGGAGAAAUACGACCAUCUGUUCACUGAUUCAUGGAGGGGCCAACCCAAGAAAUUUAGAAAGAAUUCUCAGAAGAAUACAGAGAAACAAGAGAAGAUCAAACAGACUGGGACUGCGGACAACUUGGCAAGUGCUAGUGUUGACAUGGAGAAAGUUGGGAGAACAGGAUCGGGUUAGGACAACAGGAA